AUGGUGUACGAGUUCACCGAGAAAUACGCUAACAUCACAAUAGAAGCACUGAACCUCUUCAAGUCCCUGUGUCUGGAGUGCCAGAGAAAGAGAAAGAGACCGACUACAGAAGGAAUAGUCGUCAAGCCGAUAAUCUCCAAAGACUUCAACUCCAGAGCCCAGGUCGAUCUAAUCGACAUGCAAUCAAUGAGCCAAGGACAGUUUAAAUGGAUCAUGGUCUAUCAAGAUCACCUCACGAAGUUCUGUGUUUUGCGCCCCUUGACAUCGAAACUUGCCGCUGAGGUUGCAUUUCAACUGCUAGACAUAUUUCUCCUACUUGGUGCUCCUUGCGUGCUGCAAAGUGACAAUGGUUCAGAAUUUACUGCACAUGUAAUCACUGAACUGAAAGUAUUGUGGCCAGAGUUGGUGAUGGUCCAUGGGAAACCUAGACAUCCACAGAGUCAAGGGUCCGUAGAAAGGGCAAACUGUGACAUUAAGGACAUGCUUGUUUGUUGGUUAGGAGAUAACAAUACAACUGAAUGGACUGUUGGACUCAAAUUUGUUCAGUUUCAGAAAAAUUCCAGUCUUCACAGUGGAAUUAAGUGUUCUCCAUUUGCGGCACUGUUGGGUUCUGGUGCUCGCACUGGUCUGUCAUCAUCUAGCCUCUCUCCUGAAAUUCUCCAUCGAUUGCAGUCAGAAGAUGAUCUACUUGCAGCCAUUGCAAUGCCAGUUCCUGGUGAAGAUGUUGAUCACGUGACCACUGCAACUGACUCCUCUGUAUCUGACCCAGCAACUCUUCCCAACUCUCCAACUACAUCCGAUGAAGUUACUGUGAAUGCUCAAGUAGAACUUGUUUCCUCUCGCCAAGAAGCAAUUCAGAUACAACGAAAGAGAGCUAAUGAAGCCCAAACUAUGCAAGCUGAACGCAUGGUGAAAAGAAGUAAGCGUAUCUUUGCACUCGUACAAGUCGGCGACAAUGUGACUAUAUCUAUCCCCCAUGUUGACAGAGGUAGAACUGAUCCACGGAAUAUCAUUGGUGUUGUAACUGAAUGCAGUGACAAUGACAUGCACAGUAUUGCUGUGAAAGGUGGCACUCUCAGUGGUAAAUAUUCACGCAGCCAAAUUGAUGUGUGUGCUACCAAGUUGUAUUCUGCAGAUGAUUUCAACACAGAGAAUACCGUUUCUCUCCGCCAAGCUGUUCAACUUGAAUCUAACUGUGGUGGGCAGGCUUUUACCAAGUGCAACUGUGCUGGUUCCAAGCGUUGUCAAACUAAUCGUUGCCGGUGUUUCAAGGCCAAGAUGCAGUGCAAUUCUAGGUGUCACUCAACACUGCCGUGUACAAAUAAACUCUCCUAA
Messenger RNA from Gigantopelta aegis, 1335 nucleotides. RefSeq names its product KRAB-A domain-containing protein 2-like. The record is from RefSeq and is a predicted model, not a curated record. Gene Ontology annotation, molecular function: nucleic acid binding. Lineage: Eukaryota; Metazoa; Mollusca; Gastropoda; Neomphalida; Peltospiridae. The transcript has a single exon. Bases 1 to 1335 code for a protein of 444 amino acids. Gene Ontology annotation, biological process: DNA integration.